GUCCUCUCUCCUCCCCUUCUCUCCGUCUCUUCCCUACUCUUACUCCGCUCGCAUGUUGGCAGGUUCCUGUAAGUCUUUGGUAAUGGGGAAAGACCUGAUGAGAUUGUGUAUCUUUACCCUGAUCUGCUGGAGGAAGGGAACUCCUCAUAUCACAACACACCAGACUGAACUUAACAUCUUGAUUUCAAGCUAAGGUGUCCGAACAAACCAAUGAAAAAGGCAGGGCAGGGAAAAGAUCAAAAGGAAAGAGGAGAGAGAGAUAGAUGCCGGCAUUAAACAUCUAAAAUGGAGGAGAAUGAGAAAACUGUUGAUUGGGAAGCUUGAUGUUGUAAGCGUUAGUUUUCAUCCACAGCACAGGGGAGACGUUUGACGUCAUCAGAGCCAUGCGCAACUCAACGCUGUUGACCAUCCUGACGGCUGUGUUGCUGUAUUUGGUGCUGGGAGCUCUGGUUUUCGGAUGGCUGGAGUCCUCGAGAGAGGAAUGGGCCCAGCGGGAGUUACUGAACUCUAGAAUGGCUUUUCUACAGAACCACAGCUGUGUCAGUACUGAUAGUCUGACUGAGUUUACUAAGAAAGUGGUUGAUGCCAUUGAAGCGGGCGUGGAUGCCAGAAUCACGUCAAACUUUAGCAGCAGAUGGGUUUUUUCGAAUGCGUUCUUCUUCUGUGGUACCAUCAUCACAACUAUUGGCUUUGGAAACAUCUCUCCUAAGACUGAAGGUGGUCAGCUGUUUUGUAUAUUUUAUGCUCUGGUGGGGAUCCCCAUGUUUGGCAUUCUGUUAGCAGGGGUUGGAGACCACAUGGGUACCCUGCUGCGAAAGGCUGUGGCAAAGAUAGAGACUUUGUUUUUGCGCAAGGGUGUGAAGCCCACCAGUGUCCGCAUAAUCUCUGCCGUCUUCUCCAUCCUGAUGGGCUGUUUGAUCUUUAUCGCCGUGCCGACAAUGGUGUUUCAGGAAGUGGAGAGCUGGAGUCUGUUGGAAGCUGGGUACUUUGUGGUGAUCACGCUGACAACAGUGGGCUUCGGGGACUAUGUGGCAGAGAACAGGGGAGAUGGCGCACCCCUGUAUAAGCCGUUGGUGUGGUUGUGGAUAGUAUUUGGUAUGGCCUAUUUUGCAUCCAUCCUCACUAUGAUUGGAAACUGGCUGCGAGUGUUGUCCAAGAAAACUCGUGCAGAGAUGGAAGAGCUGAGAGCUCAUGCCACAGACUGGUCUCAGAACAUCCAGAACAUGUCCAUGGACUUCCGUAUUCCCGUCCCACUCGAUCUCAACGACCCCUUUCAGCGCAGACGCAGAAGAAAGCGGCAUCGUCGUCAUCGGCACCCGAGGGUGAGCGUGACAGGAUCGGCGCAUAGGAUCUCAGACGCGAUUCGAGAAAACGGCCAUUUGCUGGUUGUUUGGCCUGAAUCGAGGUAUAUUUCAGCAUCUGAUAUCAGGUCCGACGCAAUGUACCAUUCCAGGUCGUGGUCUAGAUUAGAUGGAAGGUACGAGAUAAGACCAGGAUUGAGGUUGGCGGAGGGAGCCGGGUCCAGAUCCGGGUCCAGAUCUAUCUCGCGGUUAGAACUGAAAACACAGUCAAGACGCGGAUCCAGAGCCCACUCCGGGUAUCCUUCCGUAUCCGAAUCGGCAUCAGGAUCGGUCUCUGGAUCCGUGACACCGUCAGAAUCCUGGUCGGAAUCCGAGUCAAAUUCCCCAAACUCAAAGGAGCCAGAAUGCGGAGACGAGGGCUCUCGGAAGUCACUGGGAAGUGAGAAUGACGUUCCUGUUCUCGUGGUGAGCGCCUGUUCACCUCCCGAACCUACUCUGUUGGAUUUCUUUGGCGAGAACCUGGCAUACAUUGACGAGUCGUCAGAUACUCUUAGUGACCGCGUCAAACCGACUGGGUCGAAACAUCCUCGCAAACCUAAGAGGAGAAGCAUGAGGAGACAAAUUCCCCACUCGCAUCCCGCUGGUUUACGGAAAAAUAUCAGUAAUGAACCACAACCCUCUUCACAAUCGCCGACGCCUCCGCCUCAAACCCCACCCGAGAAAUGAGAAAAAUCCCUCAGCCAAGCUUUCUUUUUUUGUAAUUAUGAGAAGCCAACUAGCAAAAUCAUUCUCAUCUUUAAUCGACUACAGUCAAUUAUCCAAGUUGGCAUCUCAUAAUUAAUGUUCAGGGCUCCAGAUUGCCACCAAAAUUUGAGAGUGUGCCACUGAAUUUUACAUCCAGUCGCACAUGUGCAACCAGUAAAUUUGACCUUUUUUUCUGAUGUGACAGUGAAUUUGAAACAGCAUAUUGUACUUACUGCAUCUAUCAUCAAAGUAUGUAUUGGUAAUACAGUAGAAAUGUGAUUAUUUGGUUAGCAUGUUGAUUUACGGUGUGUGCCCCUAAAUUUUUUGGUUGCGCCCCUAAAAUUUUCAGUUGGGGGCCACUGUGCUCCUAGUGAAAAAAGUUAGUCUGGAGCCCUGAUGUUUGAGGCUAUUUACAAAAGUUCAUCAUAGUUUGAAGAGGCCAAACAAAGACUAAAAAAACAAACCAUUUGAAAACUGUAAUUGUGUACCGUCAUAGUGCAUUAGACAAGACAAACAUACAGAGAGCUGAAGAGCUUGCCAGAGUGGACUGCAAAUCACAUCUUCAGCUGAUUCACUUCAGUUUUUUUAGUAUUGUGCCUUUGACUCUCAAAGUGUUUUUUAAAGUGAUGUCUUGCUAUUUAUAUUUCCUUUUAUAUGUGUAUUACUUAUAUAUGAUGCAUUAUUAUAUGCUUAUACCAUGGGCCUGUUGAAUGUUCCAUGGGUGUUGAUUAUUUUUCUGUAAACCGCACACCUAAGCAGUGGCAGCUCGUGACUGUUCAUCUUAGGGGCGCUAAUUCAAAAUAUGUGUUCUGCGCUUGAGAGAUCCUGUGUGUAUCACGUGUUUUGUCAAAAUAAGUGCCUGCUGCACACGCGUCAAAACGAUAUGAUAUGAUAAAAGAGUUAUGAUAAAAGAGACACUCAUGUUAAGACACUCCCUUAACAGUAAACUCUGAUAACGCAUGAAAUUAUGCGAGUAUCUGGCAAACGCGAGCGUCUCUUUAAUCAUAAACCCUUUAGACGCGUCUGCAGCAGGCACUUAUUUUGACAAAACACGUGAUGCACACAGGAUCACUCGAGGCGCAGAACACAUAUUUUGAAAAAAGGAACCGCACACAUGACAGGCUACAUACAUGUUGUGACGAACUUCACAUCAAGCGCCCUCGAAAAAAGAAGUCACCGGCCGCCACUGCACCUAACCUGUCAAAUGUCUUAAAAAUGGGCACCAGAGCAAUUUUUGUAUUAAUCGUGGUAUAAGCGUAAUAAUUGACUCUGGUCCUUUGAAUUAUUUGAAAAUAAUACACACCCGCGGUGUAACGGCAUGACGCGAUUACCACCUUGGGUGUGCGUUUUUUUCUUAUAAUUCAACGACCCGUCGUCAAUUAUUCCUUACAUACGUUAUAUAGUAUGCAUUAUUAUUAAUAUGCAUUAUUCCCACAAUUUAAAGGGUUAGCUCAUCUUACAAUUAAAGUUGUCGUUGUUUACUCAGACGUAUGUUAUAGGGUGUCACGAUUCUCCAAAUCCUCGAUUCGAUUACAUUUUUGGUUUUAAGUUCACAAUUCAAUUAGAUUCUCUUUAUUUUUAUGUUUUUUUUUAAAGUACAAAAAAAUGCUAUGCCGUUUUUAGACUAGACUUUUAUGAAAUAUAAUAUCUGACCUUGAUCUGGAGAUGCCCUGCCAUGUUAGUCGUGCUGCCAGUGGAAAAAUAUGGUACACGCACAUACCUGAUAAAACCAAACUUAAUAUGUCAGAUGAACAUCUGUCAGUACUUUGCACCUUAAAAACGCGCUUUUAUUACCGUCAGACGAGAUUGUGAGACUAUACCCCAAUAAGUCAUGUUUAAAUGCUGUUUUCAUAACUCUUAAACAGUUAAGUGUUGUGAAACUUAAACAGAUCUCAGUUCAGAGAAAGACCGGUCCUGGCACAGACGUCGUUCUGCUGACGCGUGGGAGGCGCUUGCUAUUUUUGUUUAGCAUGUAUAGAGCAGCUUGCGUGGUGUCUCCCGCAUCUGCCGUGCUAUCUUUUGACUGGCUGUAGCUAGCUAGGUUAGAGGAGGUUGAAUCGGCGCAAUCAACACGUUUUUUUUCCCCCCCGCUUGGUAAGCCGACCGGACGUGACAUGGGGGCGUGGAAGCAUCGAUGAUUCCAUUUUUUUAUUCCAGGUUUUUCCAAAAUAAAAGUUCCAGGUUGUGACUUAAUUUCGAUUGAUUUGGAUUUGAAAUCGUGACACCCUUAGUAUGUUAUUCCAUGCCUGUAUGAUUUUCAUUAAACACAAAAUUAAAUAAUCAUAAAUCAUUUUCAAUACAAAGUACAGUAUUAUUUUUACUCCAUUUUUUAUCAGUAUAAAUAAUCUUUCAAUUGAUGUAUUUUUUUUAGGAUAGGACAAGAAUAUUUUUAAAUCUGCAAUCUGAGGGUGCAAAAAAUCUAAAUAUUGAAAAAAAUCGCCUCUAAAGUUUUUCAAAUGAAGUCUUUAGCAACACACAUUACUAAUGAUAAAUACAUUUUGGUAGGACAUUCACAAAAUAUCUUAAUUGAACAUGCUUUUUACAUAUCCUAAUGAUUUUUGGCUCACACAAUGUAUUUUUUGGCUAUUGCUACAAAUAUACCUGUGUGACCUAUGACCUGGUUCUGUGGUCACAUACAGCUACGGAAAAAAUUAAGAGACCUAGAUUUACUAUUUAUUAAGUAAAAUUAUAUUUUUUGUUUCAUUCUGUCAACUACCGACAACAUCUCUGCCAAAUUCUUAAUAAAAAUUAUGUUUUUAUUUGCAUUUAUUUACUAAAAAAUUAAAACGAGAAACAUGGUCAAAAUAACAAAAAAGAUGCAGUGUUUUCUGAUCUUCAAUAAAGCAUAGAAAAUAAUUAAGUUCAAAUUGAUUUCUCAACAACAAAAUACAAAUGUAUUUUUAGUCACAUUUUUCAUGGGUCUUGACAUGCUCUCUGUCUAUUACAUUCGCUGUUGGGUGUCUUUAUGUCGUUUAUGAGGUUUGAUUUGUUGAAAUUCGAUAAACACUGGACUGAAAUGGUCACAAUACAUCUAGAAAGAUGAUUAAAAUAAAAAGUGGAGUGGUCUUUUUAAAUCUUUCCCCGCCAUUCAAUUAAGAGAAAACGCUUCCGUGCCAAUGACGAGAAUUUCCGGCUUUCUGCAAUACCGCUAUUAUUCACCAGGUGGCGCACUUCCGCAACUCAUACAAGCCGGAAGUAACGCCUCACGUGAAAGACAAAGAACUCCGUGCAUGUUUUAAUGAUCGAUCUGCAUCAAAAGUCCUUCGCAAAAAUUGAAUUAUCUCAACUUUUUGCUCAAAAUUUUGUGUUUUUGAAGAAACCUACCCAUAUUUGAGAGGUGAUACAAAGAGAAUUAAUGAAGGUAGGAUGAAACGGUUUUUUUGUUUGUUUGUUUUGUUUGAAAGCAGAGCGUUCUUUCAUUUGAUAUAGCCUACUGUAUGUUUAAUUAUUUAAAGAAGAACAUUUUCUGGAAAGCAUUAAACUUUUGUGAAAAUCAUGAAAAAUGCUGGCGGGGAAAGAGUUGUUUUUUUCCGUGGCUGUAUAUUCAAAAAACAAAAACCUGGUCAUGCUAAUUUUGUGUGAUGCUGAAUAAGAUUGGUUGUGGGUCAAAAUGUCAUCAUAUUCGUGUCAUACGAAAGAAAGUCUUGUUUGGAACAACACUAGUGCCAGAAUUUUUAUUAUUUUACAUUUUUUAUGACAAUGUUCUCAAACUGGGGUGCGUGAGAGGAGCCCCAGUUUUAUGACAUUUAAAAAAAUAUUAAUGCAUCAUAAAUUCUGUGUAAUAAAUAAUGCUAUUAAUCAUCAGCACUAAAUUGUAUAAUUUAUAUGUUUGGUUCAAUUCAUAUUAUAAGAUUGAGAUUGUUUUAUGUCAUGAAUUUUCUUUGGGGGGAUGCCACAAGGGUGUCAGUUUGAGAACCACUGAUCUAAGCAAACAUUUUAUUAAAUACAGACACGUCUGUAGCCUAUAACUGAAUUUCAUGUCAUGUAUGUGCCAGAUUUUACUAUA
Molecule: messenger RNA, 6051 nt
Organism: Paramisgurnus dabryanus
Lineage: Eukaryota; Metazoa; Chordata; Actinopteri; Cypriniformes; Cobitidae
Gene: kcnk4a
Product: potassium channel, subfamily K, member 4a
Biological process (GO): potassium ion transmembrane transport; stabilization of membrane potential
Cellular component (GO): plasma membrane
Molecular function (GO): outward rectifier potassium channel activity; potassium ion leak channel activity
Source: RefSeq, a predicted model, not a curated record